AGGAACCGAGCCAGAGUGCAGGAACUGGUUGGAUAAUGGAAGGAGCAAGAUCAGAAGCACAGAGACAGACAAGGUUAGUUGGCCAGGGGUCCAGGGGGCACGUGGCAGUAGUUGAUUUCAACAGUAAGCCGGAGACAUCAGCAAUGGAGAGAGGAGGAGGAGAGGGCAGGAGGGGCAACUGGAGGAGCGCCAAGGUGGUCAAGUAAUAGACUGGGUUUGUGGCGGGAGAGUGUAGAAUAGAUGUUGUCAAUUUUGUUGAUGGGUAAGAGAGGAGGAUGAACAGGAGAUGGAUCUGUCGGUGGCUGGAUGUAGGAUUUGGCACUUGCAGCUAUUACUACUGUGCCUUGCAGCCACAUUUAGUCAGUUCCUGGCAACUUGUUGCAGUAGGUGUAAGAGUAGUCCAACCGAUCUGCCACGGUUCACCUUGUUUGGUACAUCUCCAGUUAGCAGGACUUUGGGUGUCUGGCCCCAAUAUGUAUCCUGCCUGAUCCAUGACCUCUGUUUCUGAAUGAAGAGGUCCAGCCUUGCAUCAUUAACAUGUGUAGCUGUACUGGACCAGUCAUACAAAUUUCUCCAAGAUCUGUCGAUUUUCAGGUGUGGUUACCUAACCGAUAUGGGGUCGGUUAGGUAGCAUUUGGGACACAAAAUGAUUGCUACAUGUUGAGCACAAAUCAUUGACACUGAGCCCCAUGCUGAGUUCCACAGCAGUGAUGUCGCCAGUGUGUCCUGGUAGUGUUUUGACGUCACUCUGUGUCACGAUGUUUUUUCUCCUGAACAUCUGACUGCACUAGCAACUACUUGGAGCCAUAGGUGAGAGUUGGGGUGAGUAAUGAGGACCCGUAUCGCUAGUCCAUCCAGAGGAUGUGGCUGACUGCUGAAGCAAAGGUACUUCUUCUACUACUAAACUACUACUACACCCUUACACAAUUAGUAAUAUACUACAAAUAACAUUGAUCGUGCCAUGCAACAGCACUUAUUUUACAUCAUUGCAACUUGAAAUGCUAAAAAGGAACAUUGGAGGCAUUUAUAGCUAGCAGAUUUAGUUUCAGCAAGGUCAAAAACAUAUAAAUAGACACUAAGACCACUGACAUUGGACAACUGUCGAUUUCUGUGUCUCAAAUGGACAUUGGUGGAAAUGAGAAUGUCUGUGCCAAGUUUCAUGUUCGUAUCCUCAUUUGAACAAAUCCUCCCCCAAAUUAUCCGCUGUACAAUUAGGGCUAUAAUUAUAAUGAAUUGCUAUUUGUGUUACUGUAGUAAUCUGUCAGAUUAUCAAACUCAAUUAUUUACACUCUUUUCUGCCCUAUUAUAUGAAUGUCAAAAUUCUUAGAAAGCCAUUAAAAAUAGCAUUCCCAAGUUGCUAUACACUGUACAAAAUGAAAACAAAUACAUGUACGCUAUGAAAUCGAUUUUUAACUUUUUAAAAUGGGCCUCAAGUGUCCAUAGUCUGUUUAUCCUUUCAUUUCCUUUUCCUCUAUUUGAACCAUAAUAUCCUUGUUGAGUGAACUGCAUUCUGUUCAUUUAACCUCUGUCUUCUGUUGUUUGGCACCCUUCUGCUUUACAAAGUCAUUCCUAUUCCUUGUUACAAUAGAUCACUCCCUGGGGCAGCCAUUGCUGAGUUUCCUCUUCAAUUCACAUUAAUAUCGAUGUGAAGAUAUAUGUACAUGGAUUUAUGCCAAAUGGUGUCUAACAGCUGGCAUCUGCUAAUCUGGUGGUAGCUACGACAUGGUACAUUAUGGGCACUCUAACCAACUACGCCAGGCACAUGCCAUGGGUGACUACCUCAUUGUUGGCGUGCAUACAGAUGAGGAAAUUGCAAAGCACAAGGGCCCCCCAGUGUUUACCCAGGAGGAGCGCUACAAGAUGGUCCGCGCAAUAAAAUGGGUUGAUGAGAUUGUGGAAGGAGCCCCGUACGUCACCACCCUGGAAACUCUGGACAAGUACAACUGUGAUUUCUGUGUGCAUGGAGGUGAACCACUACAUCUGCAUCUUCGCUAUUCAGCAAUAUCCUCUCCCAGUCAGGGUUCUGAUGAUAUUACUCUGACUGUUGAUGGGAAAGACACAUACGCUGAGGUCAAAAAUUCAGGAAGAUAUCGGGAGUGCAAGCGCACGCAGGGUGUUUCCACUACAGACCUGGUUGGCCGAAUGCUCUUGAUGACUAAAACUCACCACAGCAACAUUGAUAAAAAUUCAGAGUAUCAGCAGCACACAGACAACUUUGGAAAGAGUCCCAAAGGCCACAGUCCCUGGACUGGAGUCUCUCAGUUCCUGCAGACCUCUCGGAAAAUCAUCCAGUUUGCUUCAGGGAAGGAGCCGCAGCCUGGGGACACCAUUAUCUACGUGGCAGGGGCCUUCGACCUCUUCCACAUCGGCCACGUUGACUUCCUGGAGAAUGUGUACAAGCAGUCAGACAAGCCUUAUGUCAUUGUUGGGCUGCAUUUUGACCAGGAAGUGAACCGUUACAAAGGAAAGAACUAUCCCAUAAUGAAUGUGCAUGAGAGGACUCUGAGUGUGCUGGCCUGCAGGUAUGUCUCAGAAGUGGUGAUUGGAGCUCCCUAUGCAGCCACCCCAGACCUGCUGGACCACUUCAAGGUGGACCUGGUUUGCCAUGGAAAAACAGAAGUCAUCCUUGAUAAGGACAACUCUGAUCCCUAUGCUGAGCCCAAAAGACGGGGCAUCUUCAGGGUAAUUGACAGUGGGAAUGAGCUCACCACCGACGCCAUUGUUGAGAGAAUAAUCAAGAACAGGCUGCUGUUUGAGGCUCGAAACCAGAAGAAGGAAGCGAAAGAGAUGGCGGUGUUUCAAGCCUUGAAGAAACGUGAGGAGGAGAAGAUGAAGGAACAACAGAGGGGUCUGGUGAACGAGGAGCAAGAGAACUGAAGAGGAACAAACCAAACGUUGAAGCCAGGCGGCAUCCAGAUCAAGUCAACAAACGAAAUCCCAAACCCCUUGUAAGAGGAGUCCCAUCUCGCUGGUGGACACAUUGGAAUUGCUAUAGAUGAACUCCAGCGAUGGUCUUUUUCUGAGCAUAUUAUCUGCUUUUAUCAGCCAAUAUGAACUGUUCUUAUCAAUCAACUGAACUCCACUGGAUUUAAUGAUCCUUGCUAGCUAACUUUGGGUGCUCUCUUUACUUUGCAAUCAGCACAUACCUCUUGUACUUUUCCUUAGGGGCUUUAGAGAAUAUAGUCCUGCAAAAGUUUUGGGUGAGAGAAUGCACUUUAAUCACUAGUGGAAGAUGACUGUGGUGUCUCCAGUAAGAACACAGCAAUUAAUGUAUUCAUUCUUUAGUAUUUGUACAUUCUGUGUCUCGCCUCCAUGCAAUUGUCAGCCUUUCAAAGCGUGACCAAAAUUAUAAACGUUUUUUUUAAAUAAGAGCACAUAUCAAAUUAUAUUUUAUUAGGUACGGAACAUAAAUGAUCCAAACCGAAGAAAACAAAAAAUCCAUUGCAUGCCUUGAAUGUGUGUCCUCAUUUUUAAAUAUUCUUGUCUAGGUCAGAUCUGGGAUCUACAUAAAACAAUCCUGAACACGCAUCAUUUGUGAUAUGCUAAACAUAGCACUUACUACUUUUAAUCUAAAGAAAUGAAUACCUGCUAACUGUAAAGGGGUAUUUUUAAGCAUUUUAAACUAAGCAAAAAAAAAUGAAAAUAAAAAAAGCGAUUUGUAAAUAACACAAAUUGAACUUUAAUUUUCAUGCUUUUUAACUAAUUUAUUUUUGAUCGGAUACAAGUGACCUAAUUUCAUCUAUUGGUCCAUCACACGUUUGCACAUUUGUUGGGAUCGUUCGUUAUCACUAUUACCUGUUGUUUUGUGUACAUUUGUAAUGUCCGUGAGAUUCCCCACCAUUUUUAAAGAUUUGGAUGAGUCUCUCUGUGUAUGUGUGUGUGUGCAAGACUGAGAAUUUCUCUGGCUUAAACAAUGUGGCAGGAGGACUGGUGAUGGGAAGUUUGAGGAUUUUGCCUCCUGGAGACCCGGGUUCAAAUCCAGCUAAGGGAAUCGGUGAGAUGGGUUUUAUGGUUUAUACUCCAAGACCAUUAACAUUUUAUUCUCUAUGAAUAAAAAUUGUUCAAGUCAGGGUCAAGGUUCAUUGGCAGAACUUUGUGGGGAAAAUUAUUUAUUCAGACUAAAAUAAGGACUUUAUUAUAUGAAACACACCAGGAUAAAAUAUCAUUAUUGGAAUUUGAUUUUAGUUACUGUAUUUUUUUUUUUUUAAUGGACCAUUUUAAAUUGACCUCUUUUGAUAAAUUUAUAAUAUAAUUUAUUGAUCUAUUGAUUUAUAAACCCUGGAGAUUAUAUAUAUAUAUAU
This is a messenger RNA of Acipenser ruthenus (sterlet), 4301 nucleotides long. RefSeq names its product ethanolamine-phosphate cytidylyltransferase-like. The record is from RefSeq and is a predicted model, not a curated record. Gene Ontology annotation, biological process: phosphatidylethanolamine biosynthetic process. Gene Ontology annotation, cellular component: cytoplasm. NCBI's taxonomy places the organism in Eukaryota, Metazoa, Chordata, Actinopteri, Acipenseriformes, Acipenseridae. The transcript has 13 exons. The coding region runs from base 1723 to 2877 and encodes 384 amino acids. Gene Ontology annotation, molecular function: ethanolamine-phosphate cytidylyltransferase activity.